AUGGGACCACCAGGCAUCAACUCAAAGCUGGCACUAGACAGACAGACAGCACAGCUCCUGGUUGGCGGUGGAAUCUGCAGGCGGGCUGCCUUGGCCACUGUCCUCACAAGCACCGCGGCAGCCCUGUGUAUCGGCAUCCUUGUUUAUUUCCUGGGGAAGCAAGAAACCCACUUCGAGCACAUGGCAGAGCUGCGAGGGAUCCCCUACCGGAGCAGUUUGCAGCAGCCCAGGACUGGCUACUCCCGCCUGCUGACCCCUAUUCUGGAGCAGCUGUUCAAAAGCAGCUUCCAGAACUCUCCCCUGGACGGCAGCUGCUCCAGGUGCACCAUCUUGCAAUACAGGGAGGGCAAUGCCAGCCUCAUUGUCCGCUUCCACCUCUGUUUCUCUGCACCGCCGCCCAGCCCUGGCAUCGAAAUGGACAUCCUGAGGCGGGGACUAGCAGCAGCUGUGGGCAUUGAGGGCAUCAGGAUACCCACUUAUGGCACCAUCUCAGCUGCUUCCCUCCUGGGGAAGAACCACCUCAGAGUCAAUUCUGCCACUCUUUUGUUCACAGGAAUCUGUCCAGGGGAGGCCUUUGCCUGCCACGAUGGCCAGUGUGUAGCCCCAGGAAACCUGCAGUGUGACGGCUGGAAAGAUUGCUCGGAUGGUUCUGACGAGGCCGGGUGUGAUUGCGGGACCCGGCCAGCCAUGCGAUCCGCCACUCGGAUCGUGGGCGGAUCAGAGGCGCUGCUGGGCGAGUUCCCGUGGCAGGUCAGCCUGCGAGAGAGCAAUGAACACUUCUGCGGGGCAGCCAUUGUGGCGGCCAGGUGGCUGGUCUCCGCGGCACACUGCUUCAACGAGUUCCAGGACCCCCGCACAUGGAUGGCCCAGGCAGGCACUGUCCGGCUGAGUGGCGGUGAGGGCAGCCGGGCACAGGCCAAGGUGCUACGCAUCCUCCGGCACCCCUCCUACAACGCAGAGAGCGCCGACUACGAUGCAGCCCUGCUGGAGCUGGCGGAACCCCUCACCUUCAGCAAAUACAUCCAGCCCGUGUGCCUACCAGCCCCCUCCCACUGGUUCCCCCCCGGCAGGAAGUGCCUCAUCUCUGGCUGGGGGUACCUGAAAGAAGACUUCUUAGUGAAGCCGGAGCUGCUCCAGAAAGCCACGGUGGAGCUGCUGGACCAGGCUCUGUGCGGCAACCUCUACGGCAGCAGUGUGCUCACCGACCAGAUGAUGUGCGCUGGCUACCUGGAGGGCAAGGUUGACUCUUGCCAGGGCGACUCCGGGGGGCCCCUGGUCUGCCAAGAGCCAUCCGGGCGCUUCUUCCUGGCAGGGAUAGUCAGCUGGGGGAUUGGCUGUGCGGAGGCCAGGCGCCCAGGUGUUUAUACUCGUGUGAUCCGGCUCUGGGAUUGGAUCCUCGAGACCACGGCCAUAUCCAGGGGCCCCACUGCCUCAGCCAUCCCAGGCACUGGGCUCCAUCACUCGGUUCCAACCGUGGGCACAAGUGCAGCCAGUCUACGGCACUCCAGGUCCACCCUCAACUCUGCCUCCCCACCCCCAAGCAGACCGGCAGCCACGAACCCCCAGUCCUCAGGUAGGGCAGCUGGCAGGGAGUGAGUGGAGGCGGGUCGGCCCCCUCCUGCAUCCACCACAGCUGUUCCCUGUUCAUGUGCAGAGUGUGGUCGGCGGCCUGGUUUCUCCAAACCCAUGAAAAUUGUGGGUGGCCUGGAAGCAUCCCAAGGGGAGGUCCCUUGGCAAGUCACCCUGAAAGAGGGUCUCCAGCAUUUCUGUGGGGCCGCAGUCAUUGGGGAGCGAUGGCUGCUUUCAGCUGCACAUUGUUUCAACCACACCAAGGUGGGACACCUCACUGCCUUCGCAGGCACCACCUCACUCUCGGCCACAGACACCUCUUCUGUGAAGGUCGGCAUCCAACAAGUGGUGCUCCACCCUUCGUAUGACCCUGCCCUACUGGACUUCGAUGUGGCAGUGCUGGAACUGGCCAGGCCGCUGCGCUUUGGCAGAUACAUCCAGCCUAUCUGCCUCCCACUGGCCGUCCACAAGUUCCCUGUGGGCAGAAAGUGCCUGGUUUCAGGCUGGGGCAGCCUCCAGGAUGGCAACGCUUCUCAGCCCGAGAACCUCCACCGAGCCGCAGUGGGGAUCCUCGAGCAGACGACCUGCGAAGGACUGUACAACAUUUCCCUCUCGGACCAGAUGAUCUGUGCGGGGUUCCUCGAGGGGAAAGUGGAUGCCUGCCAGGGGGACUCAGGGGGACCACUGGCCUGUGAGGAGACCCCAGGAACCUUCUACUUGGCUGGGCUGGUGAGCUGGGGCGCUGGCUGCGGGCAGGCCAAGAAGCCGGGAGUCUACACCCGGAUCACCAAGCUCAAGAGUUGGAUCCUAGGCAUCACUUCGCCCCAUCUCGGCACCGCAGAGCCCCUCAGAUCCAGGACCACCGCUGCCUCCACCGCCUCCGGCCCAGAGCAAAGGCCUACGCGCCUCGGCCCAAGCGCCAGCCCUGCCAGCUUCACCACACCCGGGCAGGUGGUCAGCGCCUCCAAGGCCACCCAGCUACCAGACUGCGGCUUGGUCCCCGCUGCAGCCUUCAGCAAGAUCGUGGGAGGAAGCGGUGCAGCGCAGGGCGAGUGGCCAUGGCAGGCGAGCCUGCGGCUGCAGCGAAGGCAACACGCGUGUGGAGCCGUGGUGAUUGCUGAGCGGUGGCUACUCUCGGCUGCCCAUUGCUUUGACCUCUACAGCAACCCCAAGACGUGGGUGGCUGUCCUGGGGACACCCUUCCUGAGUGGCCCGGAUGGGCAAGUGGGGAAGAUUGUCCGGAUCCACAAGCACCCCUUCUACAACGGCUACAUGCUGGACUACGACGUGGCCCUGCUGGAGCUGGCCGCCCCCCUGAGAUACACUGGCUCCAUCUGGCCCAUCUGCCUCCCAGACCGCACCCACGUCUUCAGCGAGGGCGGGGCCUGUGUCAUCACCGGCUGGGGCUCCACCAAAGAGGGGGGCCUGGUGAGCAUGCGCCUGCAAAAGGCCGUUGUCCAGGUGAUCCCAGAGCAGGACUGCCGGAGGUUCUACCCCACCCAGAUCAGCAGCCGGAUGCUCUGCGCUGGCUUCCCGCAGGGGGGCGUCGACAGCUGUUCGGGAGAUGCGGGGGGGCCCUUGGCCUGCAGAGAGCCGUCUGGCCGCUGGUUCCUGGCAGGCGUCACCAGCUGGGGCUACGGCUGCGCCCGGCCUUCCUUCCCCGGGGUCUAUGCCAAGGUGACAGCAGUCCGGGGCUGGAUUGCGCAGAACCUCAAAGCGUAACCCCGUACCCACUGGGGCCAACAGGGGGAGGACCACAGAGACUGGCCUCUCACGGUCCCGAUCCUGCCAAGGCCCUUUCCUGAAAAGGAGGACUCUGCCAGACAGGGCCCUGCUCCAGCCGCAGGUACAUUAAAUGAAAAUAACCCACUUGUGAAUUUCCAUGAGGUCUCUCUGGGUCUGCUGGGACGGAUGGUUUCUAGAACCCACAGCCUCCACAGCUUGUCAGGAGAAGCCCCCGCAAUGCUCACACAAGCUUUGGGAGCGGGAUGGCUUCCCCUCCAUUUCAGACAACAGGAAACGUGGAAGGAAACUGAGGCGCAAGGAAGGGUGUGUUAGCCAGGGUGAGCUUCCCCGCAUCGGCCCAUCUGCCGCUUCCUCUCUCCAGCCCCCAAAAGGCAGGAUGCACAUAAUGUGCUCAAGAAGGAUUAACAAAACACACUCUGGCAGUUCACAUAAGCCUGAACAAGCCUUCCAUGUUCAUUCUCAGCCUCAGGGACAAUCAAUGCACCACCCAUCCUGGCUGAGCCUCGCCUGCCUCAUCUUCUCCAAGGACAGAUGCUGGCACUCUAGGGAUGGAAGUCUCUUCCACUGCCGGCCAACGGAACAAGGCCCAGCCACCACACCCUACUUGGCUCAAGGCAGCUUCUCUUUGCUCCCACAAAGCAGAGGGGCAGCUUGCACUUCUUCAAGGAACCCCCCCCCCC
Molecule: messenger RNA, 3995 nt
Organism: Thamnophis elegans (Western terrestrial garter snake)
Lineage: Eukaryota; Metazoa; Chordata; Lepidosauria; Squamata; Natricidae
Gene: TMPRSS9
Product: transmembrane serine protease 9
Exons: 16
Biological process (GO): proteolysis
Molecular function (GO): protein binding; serine-type endopeptidase activity
Source: RefSeq, a predicted model, not a curated record